This is a messenger RNA of Prunus armeniaca (apricot), 390 nucleotides long. The record is from the annotation of a GenBank genome assembly. Lineage: Eukaryota; Viridiplantae; Streptophyta; Magnoliopsida; Rosales; Rosaceae.
AUGUCAACUCCUCACUUAAGUGGCAUUGCAGCCUUGCUCAAGAGCUCUCACCCUGACUGGUCACCAGCUGCAAUCAAAUCUGCCAUCAUGACAAGCGCCAAUGUACUGAACCUUGCAGGGUUGCCCAUUGUUGAUCAAAGACUUAAUCAGGCAGACGUAUUUGCAAUUGGUGCAGGCCAUGUUAACCCUACAAAAGCAAAUGACCCGGGGCUCAUCUACGACACACAACCUAUGGAUUACAUUCCUUACUUGUGUGGUUUGAAUUACACAGAAAAAGAGAUACAGAUCAUCACCCAACAAAAAGUGAACUGCUCUCAAGUCGGGGUCAUACCAGAAGCACAGCUCAAUUAUCCUUCAUUUUCUAUUAAGAUAGGGUCCAAUGAGUCUUAG